Xiphias gladius (swordfish) is the source of this 3694-nucleotide messenger RNA. RefSeq names its product sortilin related VPS10 domain containing receptor 3 (gene sorcs3a). The transcript is spliced from 28 exons. Gene Ontology annotation, cellular component: membrane. The record is from RefSeq and is a predicted model, not a curated record. Gene Ontology annotation, molecular function: protein binding. Bases 1 to 3597 code for a protein of 1198 amino acids. Lineage: Eukaryota; Metazoa; Chordata; Actinopteri; Istiophoriformes; Xiphiidae.
AUGGAGACUUGGGCUGGCUUCUGCCCAGGAUUGCACUUAUCUCUGGGUAUCUGGGUGAUGAUCGCCGCUCUUGCGCUGCAAAAUGCCAAGGCGGAGAUAACUUGCGCAUCUUGCCCGUCGCCAGUUCAACUUCACCUGGAGAAAUUACAGCCGGGGAUGCGCACUGAUCCGACAGAGGAACCGGGCACCCUAAAAAACAUCCGAUUAGAGUUUAUGGAACUCGUGGAUAACGACCAAAAUAUUGGAGUGGACGACGACCAUGAGGCAGCCGUUUCUGUCGAGGAUAAUGCUGCGCUCCGGAGAGCGAAGAGAAGCGGUCCUGAGUUUGCCGAGUUCAGCCAGAGCAGGUGGAACGGCCGGACUGGCGUGGAUGCGGGCGCUCCGGAGGAUCGAGGCUCGUUGUUAGAGGGACAGAAGCAGGGCAGGUCCGACUUCAGAUGGAACAGGGACGAAGGGAGAGGAAAUACCCAUGAGCCUAAGCUCACCAGCAACACUUUCGCUCUGACGGGGGACUCUGCACAUAACCACGCGGUGGUCUACUGGUCAGGGCAAAACAGCAGCGUGAUCCUGAUUCUAACCAAGCUGUAUGACUUUCAUAUUGGCAGCGUUACUGAGAGCACUCUUUGGAGAUCUACUGACUACGGCUCCACAUAUGAGAGAAUGAAUGACAAAGUUGGAUCCAAGACUGUCCUGAGUUACCUCUAUGUCUGUCCAACUAACAAGAGAAAGAUUAUGGUGUUGACCGAUCCAGAGUUCGAGAGCAGCGUGCUCAUCAGCUCUGAUGAGGGAGCCAGUUACCAGAAGUACCGCCUCACUUUCUACGUCCUUAGCCUUUUAUUCCAUCCCACUGAAGAGGAUUGGGCCUUAGCCUACAGUCACGACCAGAAGCUAUACAGCUCAGUGGAUUUUGGAAGAAAAUGGCAGCUCAUCCACGAACAUGUCACACCGAAUAGAUUCUACUGGUCUGUCUCGGGCCUAGACAAGGAGCCAGAUCUGGUCCAUAUGGAGGCUCACACACCAGAUGGAAAUGUGCAGUAUGUCACAUGCAGAGUUCAGAUGUGCUCAGAAGCUAACAGGAACUACCCAUUCCCUGGAUACAUCGACAUCAGCUCUUUGGUGGUUCAAGAUGACUACAUAUUCAUACAGGUUCCUACAUCAGGUCGAGCCACCUAUUAUGUGUCCUACAAGAGAGAUUCUUUUAUACAAAUCAAACUACCCAAAUAUUCCCUGCCUAAGGAUUUACACAUAGUCAGCACUGAUGAGAAGCAAGUAUUUGCGGCGGUACAGGAGUGGAACCAGAACGACACCUAUAACCUCUACCUGUCUGACACCAAAGGGAUCUACUUCACUUUGGCCAUGGAAAAUGUUAAGACCACUAGGGGCAUCGGAGGGAACCAGAUGCUAGACCUGUACGAGGUGGCAGGAAUUAAAGGCAUGUUAAUCACUAACAAGAGGCAAGACAGCCAGGUGAAGACCUACAUCACCUACAACAAGGGCCGGGACUGGAGGCUCCUGCAGGCCCCUGCUACUGACCUGGAUGGAAAUGACAUCCACUGCAUACUGCCUUUCUGUUCACUUCAUCUCCAACUGCAAAUGUCAGAGAACCCUUACUUGUCAGGAGCGAUCUCCACCAAGAGCUCUGCACCAGGGAUCAUAGUUGCCACAGGAAAUAUUGGUGCAGAGCUGUCUUACAACAACGUUGGCAUGUUCAUAUCAUCUGAUGCUGGCAAUAGCUGGAGACAGAUUUUUGAAGAAGAGCACAAUGUGUGGUUUCUGGAUAAAGGAGGGGCCCUUGUCGCUGUGAAACAGCCAUCAGUGCCAACCAGACAUUUGUGGGUCAGCUUUGACGAGGGGAGGCAGUGGAUUCAACAUAGCUUCUCUUCUGUGCCACUGUUCGUGGAUGGAGUCUUGGUGGAGGCUGGGGCCGAGAACCAAAUCAUGACCUUUUUUGGACACUUAAGCCACCGUUCUGAGUGGCAGCUCAUCAAGAUAGACUACAAGUCCAUCUUCAGCAGGAAAUGCACAGAGGAGGACUAUCAAACCUGGCACCUACACAACCAGGGUGAGCCAUGCGUGAUGGGACAAAAACAGAUUUACAUGAAGCGCAGGCCUGGGAACUACUGCAUGCUGGGAAAAGACUACUCCAGAAUCCUAUCAGCUGAGUCCUGCAUUUGCCGAGCUCAUGAUUUUGAAUGUGAUUAUGGAUAUGAGCGGCGUGGGGACGGGAACUGCCGGCCUGCCUUCUGGUUCAAUCCCUCCACUGUAUCUAGAAGCUGCAGACAGGGCCAAAACUACCUCAACAGCACAGGGUAUCGUAAGGUGGUGUUGAACAACUGCACUAAAGGAGUGAAAGAAAUGUACACGGCAAGAAAACAGCAGUGCCCCAACAGACCUCCUAAAGGACUCUUACUGACCACCAAAGAUGGCAAACUCACUGCCAACCUAGGCAGCAACGUCACUUUUCUGGUGCAUCUGGAUGAGGGUGACUCUCUGCGGACCAACAUCCAGUUGGAUUUUGGCGACGGCACAGCUGUGUCCUAUUCCAAUUUGAGCUGGACCGAGGAGGGGAUCAAACACAUCUACAAGUCUGCUGGAAUAUUCCGUGUCACAGCACUGGCAGAGAACACCCUAGGUUAUGACACCACGACACUCUUCUUGCAUGUCACAUGUCCAGUGGAGCAUGUCCAGCUUCUUGCUCCCUUUGUGGUCAUUAGAAACAAGGAAGUGAAUAUCACAGCAGUGGUCUUACCCAGCCACUCACGCACUGUCACCUACUUCUGGUGGCUUGGCAACAAUACUGAGCCAGUGAUAUCAUUGGAUGGCAGUAUCUCAUAUACCUUCCCUAACGAAGGAAUGCACACCAUCACAGUCCAAAUGGCUGCAGCCAACACCAUACUGCAGGAUACCAAGACCAUAGCAGUCAAAGAAUUCUUCAAAUCUCUACUUUUAUCUUUCUCCCCUAAUCUGGACGAGUUCAACCCUGACAUACCCGAAUGGAGACAGGAUGUGGGCAGAGUAAUUAAGAAGGCUCUGCUCCAAGUGUCUGACUUCCCGGAGGAGCAGCUCUUGGUAGCCGUGUUCCCGGGAGUUCCAACAGCUGCUGAGCUCUUCCUCUUACCUCACAAGAACCAAUCAGAAGGCAAGAAAAAGAGUGAGGAGGAGCUACAGCAGGCAUCUGAUAUUAUUGUAAGUGCACUGAACCAAAAUUUGGUGGAGUUCGAGCUCAAACCUGGUGUAAGGGUGAUUGUGUACAACACACAGUUAACAUUGGCACCCUUGGUGGACUCCAACCCCAGACACAGCAGCUCAGCUAUGCUGAUGCUCCUAUCAGUAGUGUUCCUGGGCCUAGCAGUGUUCCUCAUCUACAAAUUCAAGAGAAAAAUACCUUGGAUCAACAUAUAUGCUGAGGUGAACCAGGAGAAGGAGCAGGAGAUGAUUGGCUCAGUAGGCCAGGGCGACAGCACGCCUAAAAUCACUCUGAGUGAGUUCUCUACAUCCAAGGAACUCAUGGAAAAGGAACUGGAUGCCAGGGUCAAAAGGGGAGUUGGAAACGCCUGUGAGAGCACAAGGGAGAUUCCAAAUUGUACUAGCGUGUAAAGCCUGUGAACGCAAUGGUUUAUGUACAGAGCAGAGUAUUACAGUGUCGGGGGUUCUCUUUUUCUGUUUUGUAAUUCUCAACACAACUGAUGUUAAU